AUGCCCCUUCAACAGCCCUUCGAGACUGGAGCACCAGUUAUUCAGAACCCAGCAGCCUCUUUGGACGAAAACCUUGACAAGAUCCCUGAUAAUGUUACCAGCGAUGAGCCCAAGCGGAUGGCCAUCAUCGGCAUGUCUUGCCGCCUGCCAGGAGACGUUUCGACAGCCGAGGAGUUCUGGGACCUCUGCUCUCGAGGCCGAAGUGCCUGGUCGCCAAUCCCAAAGACCCGAUUCAACGCUGAUUCCUUCCAUCAUCCUGAUCCUGAUCGACCGGGCUCCUUCAACCCAGUAGGUGCCCACUUCCUGACAGAAGACAUUGGCCUAUUCGAUGCACCGUUUUUCAACAUUACACUCCAAGAGGCACGAUCAAUGGAUCCGCAACAGCGCAUUUUCCUUGAAUGUGUGUAUGAAGCGCUUGAGAAUGCUGGGAUCCCGAGCCAGGAUAUCACCGGCCAAAGGGUGGGAGUGUUUGCAGGCGGGUCAUAUUCGGACUACGAAAUCAACAACACCAGAGAUAUCACAGCUAUCCCCAUGUAUUGUGCAACUGGAACGGCUAUGGCAUUGCAGGCGAAUCGGGUUUCACAUUAUUUUGACUUGAACGGGCCCAGUGUUACGGUUGACACAGCUUGCUCUUCCAGCUUGUCUGCUCUGCAUCUGGCUGCUCAGAGUAUUCGGAACGGUGAAUGUUCAAUGGCGAUUGUAGGAGGAUGUCACCUGAAUAUAACCCCCGAGCCUUUCGUCUCGAUGACACGUUCCAGACUACUCGCUGACACUGGUCGCUCAUAUUCAUUUGAUCACCGUGGCACUGGCUUUGGUCGCGGUGAAGGUGCUGGAUGUAUUAUAUUGAAAUCUCUUGAGGAUGCAGAGGCUGCUGGCGAUGCCAUCCGCUCUGUGAUUAUUAACAGUGGUCUUAAUCAAGAUGGACGGACCAGAGGUAUUGCAAUGCCAAAUGGCAAGGCACAGGAAGCACUGAUGCGUCAAGUCUAUGAGGAGGCACGCAUCGACCCAUCAUUGACAGGAUUUGUGGAGGCUCACGGCACAGGAACUAAAGUUGGUGAUCCCCUCGAAGCCACUGCAUUGAAUGCUGUAUUUGGAAAAGGACGGACUCCACGCCAACCGUUGCUUGUGGGGUCUGUGAAGUCCAACAUUGGUCAUACAGAAGGAACGAGUGGUGUUAUUUCUGUGAUAAAAACGACCCUCGCACUUGAGAGAGGGUUUGUACCCCCAAACUGCAAUUUUGAGAAGGCCAACGAUAAGAUACCAAUGGAGAAGUGGAAUAUGAAGGUUCCCAACAAGCUGACGCCAUGGCCGCGUGGCAAACCGUAUGCUAGUGUUAACAACUUUGGCUUUGGCGGGACAAAUGCCCAUGUUAUUCUACAGCGUGGGCCCCGACACGGAGGUGACCUUGCGGCAAACAAUGAUCCUCUGAAGCGCAAGUUGUAUGUUGUCUCUGCAUACCAUAAACAAGCUGCUAUCCAACUUGGAAAAUCGAUUGGAGCGUAUCUAGAUCUCUACCCAGUGGUUUUCAAUGACAGCACUCUGGAUAACAUGGCCUAUACACUGGGACAGCGACGAACAUUCCUGCCAUGGAGAUUGGCGUCUUCUGCAAUCAUUGGACAGGAGCUGACUGCAUCGCUGUCUAUUGACGCAGUGCCUGUUCGUUCUUCCAAAGAACCUACUGUCGGCUUUGUGUUUACCGGACAAGGUGCGCAAUGGCACGGUAUGGGCAAGGAACUCCUGAGCACCUACCCGGUUUUCAAGCAGACCAUGAAAGACGUCGACGCUUGCUUGAAAUUACUCGGUGCUCAGUUCUCAAUCAUAGAUGAAUUGCUCUUGACUGACCCUAGCGCAAGCUCUAUCUCUGCCGCAUACAUGAGCCAGCCUGCGUGUACCGCAGUCCAGUUAGCAUUAGUUGACUUGCUCUCAUCCUGGGGUAUUCGUCCCAAGGCAGUGGUGGGCCAUUCUAGCGGAGAGAUUGCAGCAGCCUAUGCUGCAGGCAUUCUGAAUCUCGAAGAAUGUGUUCGCGUGGCGUAUUCUCGUGGUGUCGCAGCAAACCUAGUUGCAAACGACAAGUCUAUCAAGGGAGGUAUGUUGGCAGUUGGAGCUAGCGCCUCAGAUAUUCAGCAAAUCCUAGAUGCUAUGCGAGGGAAUCAGGCUGUUAUUGCCUGCGUGAACAGUGAGUCAAGCGUGACUCUGUCUGGAGAUGCGGAGGUUAUCACCGAUCUGCAGGCUGCCAUGGACAAAGAAGGGAUCUUCACCCGGAGACUGCAGGUUGAUGUUGCUUACCACUCUCAUCACAUGAAGCUAGUAUCACGGGAAUAUCGGACCCUGCUCGGCAAGAUUGCGCCUCGGGACUCCGAGGUUCCAUUCCACUCGACGGUUCAUGGAAAAUUGAUUCCAGGAAGCUCUUUGAAUGCCUCCUACUGGGUCGAUAAUUUGGUUUCCCGUGUGGAAUUUGUGGAGGGCCUCAAGAGCCUUGUGACCGUCGAUGAGGGGAAUACACCUAUCAGUACAUUGAUUGAAAUCGGCCCUCACCCUGCCCUGCAAACACCAGUCAAACAAAUCGCCCAAAAAUAUGCCUCAAAUUCCAAUGUGCAAUACCUCCACACCUUGAAACGCAAAGUAGAUGACAUCGAGGCCGUCCAAAACCUCGCUGGCUCACUGUUUACACAGGGUAUGAAUCUCAAUUUCCAGGCCAUCAACUUCCCGAACUUGAAAACAACUUCAAGGAAGCCAGCAGUUUUGACAAAUCUGCCUAAAUAUCCGUGGAACCACACAGAAAGAUACUGGUUCAGCUCACGGAUAGGUGAUAACCAUUUCCAUCGCCAAUUCCCCAGGAGUGAUAUCCUUGGCUCAUUAUGUAUGGAGAAUGUUGACUUUGAGCCUCGAUGGAGGAACAUCAUUCGUGCAGAUGACCACCCUUGGAUCCGCGAACACAGGGUACAUGACAGCAAUGUGUAUCCAAUGACCGGAUUUUUGGCCAUGGCCAUGGAGGCUAUCUCACAACACGCAAAGUUAUACCAUAUUACUCCUGGAAAGAUUGAUCUUCGCGAUAUCUUCAUUAGCCGUGUUCUCACCAUCCCGGACAACUCAUCCGUGGAGACAAUGCUCUGCUUGAAACCAUCCCGAGCAGAAGCUCCUAGCAAAUCAGUCCUCGGCUGGCACGAGUUCAAGGUUUUCUCGUGGGCCGAGGGUCGCGGGUGGGACCAACACUGCAAUGGUUUCAUCAUGGUGCAAGAAGCCAAGGAUGUCAAUCCUGUCGAUGGGUCUCGGCAGCAGCUCGACAAGACUGUACGAUUCACGCAACAAUCAUUGAACAUGCGAAAUUCAUGUAACGUGCCUGUUGACAGCAAUGUCCUCUAUGAGAACAUCACCAGCGGUGGUAUCCAUUACGGUCGUCUUUUCCAAGGACUGGCCGAUAUCUCUGUGAGCAGGGAUAAUCAAGCCAUGGCUACUGUCCGUAUUCCAGACACGAAGACAGCGAUGCCUUACGAGCAUGAGACCCCGUGCAUUGUGCACCCUGUUACGCUCGAUUUAUGUAGUCAACUCAUGUGGGUCCUUCGUGGUUAUGGCGAGCCUGGGCCGAAAAUCACCCAUGUGCCGUCCCAUGUGAAGCAGGUCUCCCUUUGGCUGUGCCACGAAAUGAGUGCUGGCACUGUACUGCAGCUGUACGGUAGCAAAUCAGGAAAUGAAUCGGCAAGCAACCCUGAGACAAACCGCAUAUUCGCCACUGCUCCCAGUAACCCAGCAAGUCUGCUGAUUGAUAUCAAUGGUAUCACCCUGGUGCCGGUAUCAAACGAUAUCAAAGGUUCAAAGGACACUUCACCUGACCAGAUUUGCUACAAGAUGCAAUAUGAGCCCUGCUUCGAUUUCCUCUCCGCUGAAGAUUAUCGACAGUUACCUCGCCCUGAGACUGAUGUGGCUCAAGGCAUUGAACGUAUGCACCAACUCGAAUCGGUGGCAGAGUACUACCUUGCACAGAUGGUAAAUACAGUGACAGAAGACGAAUUGUCGAACUUCGAGCCCCAUCAUCAGCAAUUCUAUCGCUGGGCCAAGAAAACCUGCCAAAAUGCGGGCACUAAAGAUGCCUUGCCCCUUGAAGUUCUCGAACAGAACCGAAUUUCCAAUGGAGCGGGCGAGUUAACAUCCAAAGUUGGAAGGAUACUUCCUCAAAUUCUCAGGGGCAAGGUAGACGCCUUGACUGUACUUCUGGAGGACGAUGGAAUUGGAAGGCACUACAGUGACCUUGACGGUCUUCGUGAGGCUUAUGCUAAUGCCUCUGUCUGCAUUGACAAGAUGGCACAUCAGAACCCUACGCUCAACAUCAUUGAAAUUGGUGCUGGAACAGGUGGUGCUACUAUGCCUAUUUUGCAAAGUUUGGGCGGAAGCGAGGGAGGACCUACACCACGGUUCGGGCACUAUACCUACACCGAUAUUUCUCCUGGCUUCUUUGAAAAAGCCAAGACAAAGUUCGAGAGCUGGGGACAUCUCAUGACAUACAAGACACUAGACGUGUCAACUGAUCUCACUGUCCAAGGCUUUGACAAUGGCACAUACGAUGUUGUAGUUGCUUGCAAUGUGCUGCAUGCUACUUCCGACAUCAGUCAGACAAUGGCCAACAUCCGAGGCCUUUUGAAACCUGGCGGCAAGCUGUUACUCAUUGAGGAGACCGUUCCCAAGGCACGCCACUUCCCAUUCGCCCUCCUCCCUGGAUGGUGGCUGGCCAAUGACAAAUUCCGUAAGGACGGACCGCUCCUCACUGUCGAGGGAUGGAGCAAUGUGAUGAAGGAGAAUGGCUUCUCUGGGGUUGAGUUGUGUGUUGAGGAAUAUCCCGGAGCAUCUUUCCAAUCUGGUUGUGUCAUGACAUCCACCGCUAAUAGCCCAAUAACUGGCCCUAAAAACGCUGGCGAUGUUGUGAUUCUAGGCAUUGAUUCGAUUGGUGGUGUAUCGUCUCUUGCCCUCGAAUCUGGUCUUAGAAGGAUGACUGGUGUUGACCCAAUCACCGCCAUGGACUCUGAUGCGGUUGAUGUUAGCGGGAAGUGGUGUAUUUUCCUUGGGGGGAUGGAUCGCUCGAUCUUAUCGCACCUCACUCAACAAAAAUUUGAGACCCUGCAGCGUCUUCUGAGUCGGGCUCGAGGCCUGCUGUGGGUUAUUCGUCACACCAAAUCUGACCUGGAAUCCCUUGGCGCGAACAUGGCAAUUGGACUGGCUCGCACUGUGAGAUCAGAGACUGGCCUUCAGUUCGCCACACUCGACCUGGGAGAGCGAGAGAGUAUGUCUGAUGCUGAGACCGUCAGCCACAUGCUCAAGGUAUUUAACGGAGCCUUCUGCCAGAAAUCACAGCUGGCCCAGAACGACUGGGAGUUUGUUGUCCGCAAUGGCAAAGUUUGUGUGCCUCGCUUGGUUGAUAACAACGCAUUGAACCUAAGUGUCCAGCAAGAGACACCAGAUGCUCCUCCCCAGAUGCAGCCUUUCAAACAAGCUCGGGCUUUGCGACUUGCUGCUGGAGAUGCGAGGGGUCUUGAUGAGCUUUACUUCACAGACGAUGUUUCCCGGGAUGGACCCCUGCCAGAAGACCACAUUGAGAUCCAGGUCCACAGCACUGGUCUCAACUUCAGAGAUGUCUUGAUGGCCAUGGGGCAGCUUCACGGCGACAGACUCGGGCAGGAAUGCAGUGGGGUCGUGACUCAAGUAGGAGCUGCGGUGUCUGACUUCAAGAUCGGAGAUCGAGUCUGUGCAAUGUCACCCGGUUCCUUGUCAACCUUCACUCGUUGCCCGACCUCCGGGUCCUUGGCCAUUCCCCGUGAUAUGCCCUUCGAGAUCGCAGCUUCGAUCCCAGCUGUGUUCUGUACUGCUUACUACUCCCUCAUUGACCUGGGGCGAUUGACUAAAGAUGAGAGGGUCUUGAUCCACGCCGCCGCAGGAGGCGUUGGCCAAGCUGCAAUUAUAAUUGCCCAGAGUGUUGGAGCUAAUAUUUUCGCAACCGUUGGCAGUGUCGAAAAAAAGAACUUCCUCAUGGAAACUUACCAGCUCAAAGAAGAAAACAUUUUCUUCAGUCGUGACAUGUCAUUUGCACAAGGUAUUCAAAAUGCCACUGGCGGUCAGGGUGUGGAUGUUGCUCUUAAUUCCCUUAGCGGUGAUGCUUUGCAAGCAACAUUUGAGUGUGUUGCGCCGUUUGGUCGCUUCAUUGAACUCGGCAAGCGAGAUAUAACGACAAAUUCUCGAUUGGAGAUGGCUCACUUCAACAAGAAUAUCUCCUUCGCAUCUGUUGACUUGGGAAUGGUCAGAGAGAAGCGCCCGCAAUUGACCAAGCGCCUACUGCGUGAUGCGUUCAAACUGUUUGUCGAUACCAACGCCCAGUCCAGGUGGUGUGUCACUACUCUUCCCAUCUCAGACGUUGAGACCGGCUUCCGGGCCCUGCAGGGUGGACAAGUGAUCGGUAAAAUGGUCGUCCAAGUGACGGAUGACUCGAUGGUUAAGGUCCACCCCGCUAGAAGGGACGAAAACUUGCUCCGCUCAGACGCCUCAUAUGUUAUCGUUGGUGGAACUGGCGGAAUUGGUCUCAGCAUUGCUAGUUGGCUGCCAGAGAAAGGAGCCAAGAAUCUUAUUCUGGUUUCUCGAAGUGGUGUCAAGACUGAACAGGCAGAACAAACUAUCCAGAAUAUUAUCCACCAGGGUGUCAAUGUGAAAAUCUGUCAUUGCGAUGUGGCAGAUAAGCAGAGCGUGGAGCAAAAUCUCCUUCCGCUCCUCACUCGCAUGCCUCCCGCGCGUGGUGUUAUAUUUGGCGCUAUGGUCCUCCGGGAUACCCUCUUUGAAAAGCUUAGUUUCGCGGACUACCAGACCGUGAUGAUGCCUAGAGUCCACGGAAUCUGGAAUGUUCAACAGUCAUUGACAAAAACUAACGGAAGCGUGGAUUUCUUUGUCUGCCUCUCGUCUGCCUCUAGUUUUGUUGGUAAUAUGGGCCAGUCCCCCUAUGCAGCCAGUGGAACCUUCAUGUCAGCGAUCGCCCAGUACCCCGAGACAGCCAAGAUGCGUUGUUCGACGAUCGAUCUGCCCAUUGUUCGCGGAGUCGGAUACCUCUCCGACGACCAGAAGCGUGAGGCAAUCUCCAAACAACUUGGUACGGAGUCCGUCGAUGCAACAGAUAUCCGUGGUCUUGUAACUGCAGCAAUCCGCAACGAGUUCGACGACUCAUGCGAAGGACACUGCAUAGUUGGCUUUGCAGCCGUCAAAUCCACACCUGUCAGUGAACAGCCGUUCUGGGUAAACGAUACCAAACUGUCUCACUUGUUGCGGCUCUCCACUCUCGCUGGUGCAGGUCUACUGGUUGAGUCUGCGCAGAACGGUACUGAGAUUUCGCCGGCACUUGCUAUCCGGCAAUCGAAGACCCGCGAAGGGACCGAGGCCAUUAUUGGAGUUGCUGUGCUAAAUAAGAUUUCCAGCAUCCUUACGCGUCCGAUGGAAGAACUUGAUCCUGCUGCACCUAUCUCGGUUUAUGGUCUGGAUUCGCUGGUUGCUAUUGAGAUCAGAAACUGGAUCACCCGCGAGUUGGAAGCUAAUUUGCAGAUCCUGGAGAUUUUGACGAGUGAAUCUGUGCCAGCUCUUGCUGAGACGAUUCUCAAGAAAUCUGGUAUACUUACUCCUGACCUGAAGGUGGAAUGGGGUCUUGAUGGAAUGGAAGGCCGAACUGCCUAA
Messenger RNA from Penicillium vulpinum, 7695 nucleotides. Its product is annotated as type I polyketide synthase. NCBI's taxonomy places the organism in Eukaryota, Fungi, Ascomycota, Eurotiomycetes, Eurotiales, Aspergillaceae. The record is from RefSeq and is a predicted model, not a curated record. Gene Ontology annotation, biological process: fatty acid biosynthetic process; secondary metabolite biosynthetic process. Gene Ontology annotation, molecular function: oxidoreductase activity; phosphopantetheine binding; fatty acid synthase activity. Bases 1 to 7695 code for a protein of 2564 amino acids. The transcript is spliced from 6 exons.